GCUGCUGGUCGUUUAGGGGGCCGGGGAUUGUGGUCAAUGUGACAUUCACUUGCACGCUUGGUGUUGAGUUUAUUGUUCUGGUCCUAGACGCAGAGCAGCGAUUCUCUGAGAAGAUGUUGAGCCGAUUCAUGAGUGGCAGCAUCAGGAAUCUUGAGCGGGAAUACAGCUGCACCGUCAGACUGCUGGAUGAUACGGAAUAUACGUGCACCAUUCAGCGGGAUGCAAAGGGACAGUAUCUGUUUGACCUCAUCUGCCACCACCUCAACUUGCUGGAGAAAGACUAUUUUGGCAUCAGAUAUGUGGAUCCAGACAAGCAGCGGCAUUGGCUGGAGUUCUCAAAAUCAAUUGCAAAGCAAAUGAAAUCUCAGCCUCCAUUCACCAUGUGUCUGAGAGUCAAGUUCUACCCUCCUGAACCUGCUUCUCUAAAGGAGGAAAUCACUCGGUAUCUUGUCUUCCUGCAAAUCAAGAGAGACCUCUACCACGGACGGCUCCUGUGCAAAACCUCGGACGCGGCCAUGCUGGCUGCCCACAUCCUACAAGCUGAGAUCGGUAACUACGACCCCGGGAAGCAUCCUGAAGGUUACAGCUCCAAGUUCCAGUUCUUCCCGAAACAUUCGGAGAAGCUCGAGCGUCGGAUUGCAGACAUACACAAGACAGAGCUGAUUGGACAGACACCUGAAACAUCAGAGCGAAAUUUCCUGCAGAAAGCCCAGCUGCUGGAGACAUAUGGUGUUGAUCCGCAUCCAUGCAAGGAUGUGUCUGGGAACCCAGCUUUCCUUGCCUUCACGCCGUUUGGUUUCGUGGUGCUUCAGGGAAACAAGAGAGUUCAUUUUCUCAAAUGGAACGAGGUGACCAAACUGAAGUUUGAAGGCAAGACGUUCCACGUAUAUGCAAAUCAGAAGGAGGAUGAAAAGAUCAUCUUGACGUACUUUGCACCCACACCGGAGGCAUGCAAGCACCUUUGGAAGUGUGGAGUGGAGAACCAAGCGUUCUACAAGCUUGAGAAGUCAAGUCAGGUUCGCACGGUGUCCAGCAGCAACCUGUUCUUCAAGGGCAGCCGUUUCCGUUACAGUGGACGAGUGGCAAAAGAGGUGAUGGAGCAGAGUGCCAAAAUCAAACGCGAACCUCCAGAAAUUCACAGGGCUGGCCUUGUGCCCAGCAGAAGUUGUCCAUCCAUCACCCAUGGGCCUCGCCUCAGCAGUGUGCCGCGCACGCGUCGGAGAGCUGUGCACAUAUCUAUCAUGGAGGGUCUGGAGUCGUUGCGUGACAGUGCCCACUCUACACCGGUGCGUUCAGUGUCCCACGGGGAAUCCUUCAUGCCACGCUCCCGGAGCCAGGCCACAGACUCCAGUGAGGGGACUGCGGUGAUCUCGGACGAGGCCUACAGCCCGUCCGACAGCGUCCUGCCCACCCCGGUGGCCGAGCACAGCAUGGAGCUGGCUGUCUCACGCCAGAUAAACGGAGCGCCCUGCAGCAUCGAGGAGGAGAAGGAGUCGGAGGCGGGCACCCCCCGCGGGGAAGGGGGUGAUUUUGGUGCAGACGGUAGAUCUGCACAGGAGGGUGCUGGGGGGGACUCGGCCCUCAGCGAGGUGGAACAGGUGAAUAAAUUUGUCUUAAGUGUCCUCCGUUUGCUCCUUGUGACCAUUGGACUCCUCUUUGUCUUGCUCCUCCUCCUCAUCAUCCUCACCGAGUCAGACCUUGACAUUGCAUUUUUACGUGAUAUCCGCCAGACCCCCGAAUUUGAGCAGUUCCAUUACGAAUACUUUUGUCCCCUCAGGCGGUGGUUUGCCUGCAAGCUCCGCUGGGUGGGCGGGUUGCUCAUUAACAAGUGAGAGUGAGGUCGUAGAGUUCGUAAGCCCGUUCGGGGGUCUGAGAUGACGGUUAGGACUCCGGAGCGAUGGAGGGCAGCCUCGUCCCAACCAUGAACCCUGCUUCUCUCAUCAUCCUCCUGCAGACAUACAGCUUGGACCACUCCUGGUAACACCGGGCCAGGAUCUCUCCUCUCCUCCUCCACUUUGAGUUAACCCCCUACCCACCCACCCAACCACCUCCUCGUUUCGCUUGAUUUCUUCUUCUAAUUUUUCUUUUUCUACAAAUCCAGAGGACUUUUUUUUUCUUUUUUUUGCAUUUUUUUUAAUUUCACCUCAUUUCAGGUAUUUUAUUUUUUCAAAUAACACAAAGGAAAAAAAAUUAAAACUGAAAUCAAAGGACUGAAGAAGUUUAAACCGUUCCUUUUAGAGAAACGGAGAUUUUGUUGCAACAGAUGAACGUUGCCUUCAUUUAUUAUUUAUUGCUUUUAAACAUGUAUUUGCAUCAGAAAGGGAGACGGGAUGAGCAGCAAUCGAGGAAGUUGAUUUGUCAUGAAAAUGAAGAUGGAAGUGAGUUACUUUAGAGUCGAUAGGCCUACUGCUGUGAAGUAUACCUGAGGCAUGGUAGUAUCAAAUGUUUUGAUAUUGGUUCAUCCCAUCAGACGUCAGCAGUUUGACCUCAGCAGGAAAAAACAGAACAAUCUGAGGGGAGCAACAGUGAAGGUUCAUGAAGCAGAGAGCAGACAGGGUGAUUACCAAAUGCCUUUUUGAGAAGAUGUUAAUUUAGAAUUUUGUGAAUUGUUUUAAGACACAAUUACACUUUAGUAUACGACGGUGUACAAAGUAACCUGACAGAAAACAAAGUUGUUUUUCUAACAUUUUAUAGGGAUACAGUCAAAUAAACCAAUAGUGUUGUGUGACCUAGUGUCAGAUGUGGUUAGAGAAAUACUCUUGGAGAGCAAAGAUCUGCUGGCACCAAUAGAUAAUAGUCUAGAUAGAUGUGCAAUGCUCAUAUGGUUUUAAUAAUUAAGUACUUUUGAAUGUCCCCAUCUGUUCAGUUGUUCUGUUAUUUCUCCAAUUAAUUUGCAUUUUUUUCAUCAAGUUGAAAUUCGAUGAAUUUCAAUAAUUUCUUUGUAUGAAGAGUUUGAUUUUUUUUCUUGGUUUCAUAUCGACCUUGCUCAUAGGUUAAUGUAUCAUAUUAUAUUAUUAUUACUAUUAUUAUUAUUAUUAUUAGAAUAAGAAUAAUGAUGUACUUUUUGUACAAAUUAGUUUGUUUCCUAAUAUAUAUUGACAGGUUUUCCAUGUAUAUUUUAACAGAACUGAAAUGUUAUUUUGUUAUUGAAGAUUAAAUUAUACCUUUUUUAGCGCUGUGUUUCAAGUAAGGUCAGAAGCAUUUAUGGAAAUGUGGAAGUGGGGACUUAAAAAAAAAAACAGUGUUUUUAUCCAGAUCCACUCGACACUGAUCACACCUCUCAUCACUCCACCAGCAGUCAGUCAGCCUUCAGUGUGUGCACAAUUUUAAUGGUAAUUUAAAACAUGCGUUUGUACAGAAUGAAAUCUGGAGAUAAUAUCACACCACCGCAAAUACCAAAUAAUCCAAAAAGCACAUUUUCACCUUUCAUAACUUUACCAUAUCUUCUUUUUUACUUGAAGAGUUUGGAGAGGUGACUUUGAGCCUGACCGAUACUCGACCCCAUGGCCUGUCCUCACAAUGAAAUUCAUUUUUGACAAGGAUGAAGGAAACAAGAGCUGAAACGAUUAGUUAAUUGAUAGAUAGAAAAUUAAUUGGCAGCUAUUUUGAUAUUUCAAGCAAAAAUAUUUUCUGGUUUCAGCGUCGUCAAUGUGAAAAUUCUCUCUGUUUUGCAUUACUGUAAAUUGUAAAUAUAUCCUUGGGUUUGGGAUUCUUGUGUCACCUUUGCUUCUGAGAAAUUACAAUGGCAUUUUUUUUUUACCAUUUUCUGACACUGCAUUGAUCAAACAAUGAAUUUGUUAAUUUGGAAAAUAAUCAACAAUGAAAAUAAUUGUUAGAUGCAGCCCCAAACAAAAGAUUUUGUCACAAAUACAUUAAUAAUAGGACUGGAAACACGGCCUCUUUGGUGGAGGUAACAAUGGUGUCUGCUUGACAAACUUAAGUAUGUAAUGAUGACGUCUUCUGAGGCACCUCAUGCACUUUUUCCCGAAUUAUGUACUUCAGUUAUAUCCCUCCCUUAAUUUUCACAUCAGCCAAAAUGAAACCAGACACCAAGAUAUCAGCUGAUAUUGGUGAAUAUAUCUGCCCUUAGAUUUGUCGGUCAGGCUCUAGACUCUUCUGCCUCACAGCUCCAGGAAGCAAUAACUGCCACGACUGCUGGAUUCUGGGUAAAAUCUGUUUUUUGUAAUGCGUGUCUACCUCCUGCACCAAGUGCAGGUGUAAGUGUUACUGUGUCUGUAUGUAGGAAUUGAAACAUGAUUUGAGGUGGUGGUGGUGGAGGUUCAGACAGAGAGAAGUCAAUUUUUCAUCUUUUGCAAAAGGCGAGAAGAACUUAGAGGAAGGAAAAGAGAAUGGAAAAAAGAGAGGAAGAGGUAGAGAAGACUGGGGGAUAUCAGAGGCCUUUGAGAGAGCUUCUUGGAAAGUGCGGUUUAAAGGAAUACUUCACCCCCAAAUGACCAUCUGUGUGUCAGUUACUGACCCUGUGUUAAGUUGAAUUUGCUGAACGAAGAAUCCAAAAACUGGGAAAAUUCUUGAUGAAUUAAAGAAAAAGGGGUCUGCGUUUAACAACAGCAACUCUAUAUCAAAACAUCUGUUUUUACAAACUCUCGCACAACUCGUGCAGUAUAAUUCAAGUGUCAUUUAUCCAGUCAAAUGCUCAGUACUUCCCAAACAGACAGGUCUUUAUUCUUUUGACUUGAACUUCUAUUGAUUUUCUCAACAAACAGAAAAACAAGAGCGUACUUAACUCACAUAUCUGCAAAGGUACUUAAACCGGGUAAGAAAAGAUGAAAAAACAAAAACAAAGGGGUGUUGAUAAUGGAGGGUUUAUGUGUGCCUUAGUGAGUUGUGGAUCUACAGGAUAAACUAAAAUACUGGACCAUUAAUGUUUCUUCUGGAGUCUGUCUCCAGACUCUUGGAAAAGUAGGUAUUUCACAAAUAGUAUCCAGUCCAACCUUCCACAGUUGUUCCUCAUUAUAAACUUCAGAAAGGUUAGAUACUGCUCCCUCCAUGGAGAUCAUCUCCAGAAAUGAUGAGCUGCGUCCUUCCAAUUUGUUGCUAUCAGUCUUUUAGCUGUCAUGUUACAAUUUAUAUGUUGUGUUUCGACCAGUUUUCUUGAAGUGUCAUUCAAAAGACAAAAUGCUGGAUUAAAGUGAACAGUGUAGCCAAUAUUUUACCAGGGAUUGCGUAAACAUUUUCCCAGAAGGUUUUAAUCUUAGAACAAGUCCAUACUGUAUGAUAAAAAGUACCUUUAUCUUGUUUGCAGUGCCAACAAAGCCUUUUCUGUCAGGUAACUGAAUUGAUAGCAAAACUUAUCUAUGCUCUUCUCACAGCCAGACUCCAUUGACAAAGAGAGUAAUUUUACCUCACUGAACACAGGAGGUGCUGUUCUACUGCUGUUGAUAGGUAGUUUUUUGUGUUAUUGAAUCACUCACACAAAAACAAACUAACUUGUAAAGGCAGCAAUACACUAGCGGCUUCGUGUUCAGCAAAGUAAAAUUCCUGUUUUUGUCAGUGGAGUCUGGCUUUGAAGAGAGCAUAAACUGAGUUUAAGUUUCCUGUCAGUAAGGGCUGUCUGCUUGGAAAGUGCUGAGCACAACACAGGAAAAAUGAGACUUCGAUUAUAUUGGACACGUUUUGUAAGAGUUUGUAAAUGGAUGUUUUAAUAUUAUUAUUAUUAAUUUAUUAAGAAUUUUCUCCAUUUUUGGAUUCUUCGUUCACUGGAGGUGCAGUGACAAGCCCUAUACUUCAGCCACUACUGGUUGCUAAUUGGCUGAAUUGUUUGGAUGUGUUCUCAGAAAAUUACUUGUUGGCAUGAACUUAAACACCAUGGCCUGUCUCAGCCAGUGACAUAGGCCACCUUGUGGUGUGGCGGGAUAAUACAUUUAACACAAAUCAAACAUGGCUCCAAUUGGAGCCAUGAGAGAAAAACAAAGUUUCCUUCACAACUUCAUCUUUACACUGGGUGAUAAAUUGAUAAACAGAUGGUCAUUUGUGGGGCUGAAGUAUUCCUCACCACUUUAAUUGCUGUACAGGGUUGCUAAUUUUUGGCCUGUUAUUUCAAACACCACACUCUCAUACCUGCAGCUGCUCCCACUGAGGGCCUGAUGGUGCUACCUUCUUUGUUUGCUCCUGUGUAUUUCGAGCGCGUCACUCCCUGGCUAACUUGUAGUCCUGACCACAGAGUAGCAUGCACUUUGGCGUUGUGGCUGGAUCCACUCCUGUAGCUCAUUAUCCUUCGCUAGUUAUCUGUGGUGGAAGGGGGCAGCGCUGACAUUGCCUUGCGCCAUGCUAGAGGGAAUAUCAAAUCAUUAGAGCUACGUUGGCGAGAAACCUGUCAUACACACACACACACACACACACACACACACACACAGUGUAGGAGCUUAUUUAUGUCAAGUUAAUAAUCUGUAACUCGGAUACAUCCAGUAAAUAGUAAUGCAAAGACGAAACACAUUUUUCCUAGCAGGGGGUGGAGCAGGGUGGGCGGGUUGAAUUUUUUUGUGUACAUUCAUACUUCAUAUUUAUUACUUCUUUACUGACAUAAAGGUCGACAUGACCGAGCAGCCCAGCCAGGCUGAGUUGUUAGCAGGACAUCUUUUAAAGGUUGAAGGUGUUUCUCAUACAUGUAUCAGCAUUAUGUAGCGUCAGUGGUCUCUCUGAACAUGCAACAAUUAAAACACAAAAAUAAGGCAGCAUUAUUCAAGGAGCAAUAAUCAGCUGUAAGAGCAAAAAGAUUAACAAACUUAUGUAUGAGAAUCCAACGAUGAGUAAUGUCCUUUGUGUUUCUAAGAAAACCACUUACCAAAUUGCUGUUGUGCUGAUUCUAACGAUGACCACUGAGACACCUAGUUACUGUCGCAUUCAUUGAUAACAUUUUAUAAAAAUCAAUUUCUCCUUAGAGACCUCUUGUGUGGAUGUUUGUUCUGCUGUUUCUUUGCUGUUUCAUUGUUAAGUGACAGAUUGUUCCCUGUGCCUGGAUCUUAACUCUGCAGUUUACCAAAGUGACAAAGAUGAAGGAAUGGAGGGCGAAAAGACACAACAUCCAUAACAACUAUACUACGGACAACUCCGUCCUUAAAUCUCCCAGGCCGAGAGGGAAUAACAGUGUUCAUCUCUGUCUGAAACUGUUUGUAAAAUGUACACCGAAGUCUCUGUCUUAAUUUGUCUUGACAGGUUUCCUGUGACAAACCUUUUUAUUUGACAUUUCAGUUGCUGUGUCAUGUUUACAUAGUUUACACUUUCUUUUACUUCAUGGGAGAUGGCUGCAGUUUUGGCCAGACGUGUGAGUUUUCAUGAACGAGUGUGUUUGUCAUCCAUGGUUUACAAAUCAGAAACAGCUUGUCCGUCCCUGGAGAGCAGCACCGAAGGUACAGCCAAUGUGCACUGGAAGAUGAAGCAUAAUACUUGUGUUUGAAUUUAAUAAUACGCAGGGGGUGGACUCAGUAACAGAAACACCCACAUGGUAACAACCAAGCCACAAACCCUACAUGUGUUAAAGUUAUGAUCCACUUUUAUUAAGGUGGUUUCAAACAGAUGUUCAGGGUCAUUUUUGAGGUUGUACUUUGUGGUGUUUUUGUACUGAACUGAACUCAGGGUUCUCACGUGUUCUCAAACAUCAAAUUCAAGGACUUUCCAGACUCAAUUCCCUCAAGUUCGAGGUCCCAGCACAGCAUAAUUUAGACAUGGAUCAAGACACAGUUAACAGUUAAAGGGUAACUUCUGUAUUUUUCAACCGGGACCCUAUUUUUACAGGAUUUUGUGUCUAAUGACCAAUAGGAACAGCAAUUUUUGAUACUGGUCCAGUAUUGAGAGAGAGCACUGCAGCCAGCAGCAGCGAAACAGGCUGCAGUGUAAUCCCUGGGGGCAAUUGAGCACUGACAAUUUAACUCCACUGAAAGUGCUUGUUUUUGUCACUGACAGGCUCAGAUUGUUACUCCAAGUGUUUGACAACAUUAUGGAAAGGACCCUACAGAGGUCUACCUCUUUGUUAAAGAGUAAGAUCCUUUUUGUUUCCCCAGAAACAGCCCCAAAGUUGCUAUCACAAAAGCCGCCAGACUCCAUUUAAAUAAACGGUAAUUUUAUCACUGUGAAACACACUUCAUUAAAGGUCGAGAGGAGCAAAAUAAAACUCACAAAAACUGUCUUGGAUAAUUUUUUCACUGUUCCAACAACCACCAACUCCGGUUUAGUUGAAGUAAACCCUAAAUUCAUUCAGUUGGAUGUGAAAUUAUGCUGGCUCUAUAGAUGCUAAAAUUACUGUUUUUUCAAUAGUCUGGUAGGUUUGGAGAUGAUGUUUAUGGUUAAAUAAAAGGAUCUUACUCUCUAAUAAAGAGGUCUGUAUCUGUGGGGAUCCUCUCCACACUGCUGUCAGAAACUAAGAAUAAUAAUCUGUGCCUGACAAUGGCAAAAAUGAACACUUUAAUCAGAUGUAAACUGUCGAUGCUCAACCGACAACAGGGAUUACAUUGCAGCCUGUUUUCCUGUUUCUGGCUGCAGUGUUGUCUCUCAAUGCUGGACCAGUUUCAAAAAUUGUUGUUCCCACUUGUCAGUUAGACACAAAAACUUGGGAAAAUAAGGUCCAGGUUGUAAAAUACCUCAGUUAGAGAGAAGCUUAAAUGUGCUAAAUUGUGAUGUUACAAUUAUGGCAGACAGUAUUAAAAUAACUUAAAUUUCUGUUCUUCCACAAAAUAUAUAUAUAAAUUCAAGCACUUUUAAUGACCUGUCUAUUGUCAAAAAAGCUUUCAAGGCCUUGAUUUUUUCCCCCAAGGAUUUCAAGGACCAGUGAGAACCCUGUGACCUUUACUGUGAGGUGUUUUUCUUAUUUUGUCUACUCCCUGUGUUCUGUUACAUAUUUACAGCAAUCACAUCUUAAUAAAAGUCUACAAACCAGUACAUGACUGAAGUAAUCAGGACUUAAGUUUCAAAGAUUGUCAUUGGCUGUCCCUUAAACAUGGUUUUUGUUAUUGAUGUGACUAAAAUAUAACAUAUCCAGUUUAAAUGUAAAAAUCUACACAAUUGGCGACCUAAAUUUCAUUCCUGGCUAAAGUCCCCGUCACAUUAACGUGGAUGAUGCAUGUGGAACUGAGGGUUUGACAUAUAUAAAGAGUCUUAACUGAAGACAUCUUGAUCUGCUUGUUUGCCCCUCUGUCAGCUCCCAGUGGGCAGACCCUCACAUGACCGCGCAUACACGCCAUAUACGAGUGUAUAUGCAUAUCCAUGUCUGGUGGUGUGUUAUGUAGUCUGCAUUGUUCUAUCCUGGGAUCGGAGAUUGCUGUUUGAUUACGUUAUAUAUACGAGUAUAAAUAUAUAUAUAAAUCCAUGUGCCAAAUCCAGUUCUUGUUCAGUCUGAUCCAUUCCGAACCCAUGUUUGUACUGUAGGUAACCUUCUGUACAAGUCGGUAUAAAAUAUUGUUUCUCUCCAAUAGUCCCUUGUAACUGGUGCCAUUAAAUAAAAACUAUUCAAACUUGAAAUAAACAUUGAUUAAAAAUGUGA
Epinephelus lanceolatus (giant grouper) is the source of this 9493-nucleotide messenger RNA. RefSeq names its product FERM domain containing 5a (gene frmd5a). Gene Ontology annotation, biological process: actomyosin structure organization. The record is from RefSeq and is a predicted model, not a curated record. Gene Ontology annotation, cellular component: cytoskeleton. Lineage: Eukaryota; Metazoa; Chordata; Actinopteri; Perciformes; Serranidae.